CAAAAAGAAACAUCUAAUCAUGGCAUUAAGCUGCAUCAGGACCUAUCAACAGCACAAAGGACGAUGCAGCAACUGUGGGCUAGCGUGCUGGGCAUCGAGGCGCAGAGAAUUCGCCUGGACGACAGCUUCUUCCGCCUUGGCGGCGACUCGAUCGCGGCUAUGAAGUUAGUCGGUGAAGCUCGCAGAAUGGGAAUGCACCUGAGCGUGGCAGACAUAUUCCGAAAUCCUAUACUCGCAGACCUGGCUGGCUUAGAUUACAGUCAUAGUGGCAGUCCUGCCGAAGAAAUUCUUCCCUUUUCUCUACUAGGCGAAGAGGCGGACGUGGCUACCGUCCGCGAGGAAGCGGCCGCCAGCUGCAACGUUGACGUUGGCCUUGUUGAGGAUUUGUACCCAUGCUCGCCGCUGCAGGAAGGGUUGCUGUCGCUGACUUCGAAGAGAGCGGGCGAUUACAUCAUGCAGGGCGUGCUAGAGCUACGGGCCGACAUGAGUGAAGAGACCUUUCGGACGGCUUGGGAGCGCAUUGAUAGCAAGCUUGGCCUUCUGCAGGCCGUGAUGGCAGAAGACAUCCGAUGGACAGAGGCUGAGGAACUCCAAGAGUAUCUCAAGAAGGACAGGUCGGUCUCUAUGGGACUCGGUGAUCCCCUGACACGCUACGCUAUCGUCAAGGAAGCCGAGGGAGGAAAGCGCUGGAUGGUGUGGACGAUUCACCACGCGCUGUAUGACGGCUGGUCGCUGCAUCGAAUCCUGGACGCCGUUGCAGAAGUAUGCAAUGGCGGCGUGGUAAAGAAGCAGCCUGGUUUCCACGCCUUCGUCAAGUAUCUCGGCCAGCAAGACCAAGACGCGGCUGCGGCGUACUGGCACUCCGCUCUGGCUGACUGCCAAGCGGCACCGUUCCCUCCGCUGCCAGCGGCGGUGCAGCAGCCGGUUGCAGAUGCUAUGAUGGACUAUCAAUGUCCUCCGCUUCCCAAAGCACCCUCUGACACGACGACAUCAACGCUUGUCCGCGCCGCUUGGUCCAUCAUCGCCAGUCGAUACACCAACUCAGACGACGUGGUGCUCGGCUCUACAAUCACGGGACGCAAUGCACCUGUCGCUGGCAUCGAAGCUAUGAUCGGGCCCACCAUCGCCACCGUUCCAGUCCGAGUGCGAGUGACAAGCGAUCAAACAGUGUCCGCUUUCCUGAACGCCUUGCAGCAACAGGCGACGGACAUGAUCCCUUACGAGCAGACGGGGCUGCAACGGAUCGCCAAGGUGGCAGCAGGCGCGCGUCAUGCCUGCGGCUUCCAGACGCUGCUUGUAGUGCAACCCGGAGAUAUUGCGCGCGAGAGUAACAACGUGCUAGGGAAUUGGCGCGGCCACUCCGAGCUGCAGGACUUCACGACGUACGGGAUGAUGCUGCAGUGCACGCUGGCCGCAGAAGGGAUACGGAUCACAGUAAGCUUCGACGAGCGGGCGGUGGAGGAGUGGCUGGUCAAGAAGCUGCUGGACCAGUUCAGCUAUGUCAUGUGGCAGCUGGCUAGAGCGGAUUCAGAGACAAUGAUAGCGGACAUCGACGCCCUCACGCCAGAGGACAGACAGGAACUAUGGGUAUCGAACUGCGAGAUACCAGCGGUCGUCGACCGAUGCGUUCACGAUCUGUUCGCAGAGCAAGCAAUGGCGCGGCCUGAAGCGCCUGCCAUUUGCGCGUGGGAUGGUGAGCUCACAUACGGCGAGUUAGAUGCGCUGUCGACUAGACUGGCAAGCCAUCUCGUCGGGUUGGGUGUCAAGCCAGAAGACAUUGUACCGCUUUGCUUUGAGAAGUCGAUGUGGACCGUAGUCGCGAUGCUAGCUGUGAUGAAAGCUGGUGGAGCGUUUGCACCCCUAAACCCAGAGCAUCCAAGAACCCGCCACAAGGAGAUUGUAAUGCAGACAGGAGCCACCGUGGUGCUGACAUCUGAGCAAUACGCGACACUCUGGGAACAUGCAGACCACACUGUAGCUAUCGUCAGCGGACCAUCCAUCAACCAGCUGUUUAGCAGGGUCGAUGUGACCCUUUUAAUGGUGAAAACAAGUAACCCUGCGUAUGUGAUGUUCACAUCAGGAAGUACUGGUACACCCAAGGGUGUUGUGUUGGAACAUCGAGCAGUCUCUACGAGCUGCUUGGGCCAUGGAAAAGCACUCGGACUAGCACCACACAGUCGAGCUCUUCAGUUCGCAUCGUACACCUUUGAUGCAUGCAUCAACGAAAUCAUCACUACGUUAGUUCUUGGCGGCUGUGUGUGCGUCCCGUCUGAGGACGAUCGUCGCAAUGAUCUUGUCAAGGCCAUCAACACAAUGGACAUAAACUGGGCGUUUCUCACUUCCACUGUUGCACGAUUGCUGGGGCCGGAAGGGGUAUCUUCACUUCAAACGUUGACUCUUGGAGGAGAGAAGGUCACCUAUAAUGAUUGGAAGAUAUGGGUUGGCCAUGUUCAAGUGAUGAUUGCAUAUGGUCCUACUGAGUGUUGCGUAUGGUGUACAUCUUACCCCGCAGUUCAGUCUUUUAAUUCAGGCACCAUUGGAAAGUCCAUAGCUUCCGUUGGCUGGGUAGUGGACCCAGAGGACCACCACAAGUUGGCUCCUAUAGGAUCGAUCGGAGAGCUCUUAGUUGAAGGACCAAUCCUCGCCCGCGGCUACCUCAACGAUGUCGAGAAGACAAAUGCAUCAUUCAUCUAUAAUCCCGCCUGGCUGCUGAAGGGUAGUGCAGGCCAUCCCGGGAGGCAAGGCAGGAUGUACAAGACGGGCGAUCUGGUCUACUACGGGCCUGACGGCAAUCUGGUCUAUGUGGGCCGCAAAGACGAACAAGUCAAGGUGCGGGGCCAGCGAGUCGAGCUCGGCGAGAUUGAGCACAACAUGCAGAGGUGUAUUCCCGAGGCCAAGCAGAUAGCAGUGGAAGUGAUCUUGCCAGGGGGAGAAAGGGACAACGCAAUGCUAGCAGCGUUUCUGCAAUUGGACAUUGAGACGGAUAGUGCAAUUUUAACAGACAAGGCGGUUGAGACUGGCUCGCUGGCGAGAGUUAUCUUGCCAGUCGAAGCAGACAAGAAGCUGGCGGAGCGGCUGCCGAGCUACAUGGAAGCGACUGCGGGAGAUCGGGGGGUCGUUCUCAGCUCAGCAGCUGGCGGAGAUGCGGACAUCAAGUCAGGGACCGAAACGACUGCCAUCGACCGAGGCAGAAAAGGCGAUGCAGCAGCUAUGGGCGAGGGUGCUGGGAAUUAA
This is a messenger RNA of Lindgomyces ingoldianus, 3234 nucleotides long. RefSeq names its product amino acid adenylation. Gene Ontology annotation, biological process: amino acid activation for nonribosomal peptide biosynthetic process; secondary metabolite biosynthetic process. The coding region runs from base 64 to 3234 and encodes 1056 amino acids. The transcript has 3 exons. Gene Ontology annotation, cellular component: cytoplasm. The record is from RefSeq and is a predicted model, not a curated record. NCBI's taxonomy places the organism in Eukaryota, Fungi, Ascomycota, Dothideomycetes, Pleosporales, Lindgomycetaceae. Gene Ontology annotation, molecular function: catalytic activity; phosphopantetheine binding.